AUGUCGCCGAAGGCUAUAGAUAAAAAGAGAAAGCAUGAUCAUCAUCACAAACAUCACCAUGAUGAGUCUUCCAGCGAACCAAUAACUAAAAAAAUUAGAACAGACAGUCAUCACCACAAACACCAUCAUAAACAUCAUAAGCACGAUAAAGAAUCCGAGAACCACACAGAUUCAAAAUUGAAAACCGAUUCAGAUAAGCUUACAGAUAUAAGUAAGGAGGAUACUGACAAAUUUUUCAAGGAGAAUGACGUUAGUAUAGAGAAUCCUCAAAAGGAAAACUUGAACCCAUUUCUCACAAUGGCUUCUUUGAAGAACUCUGGCUUGGACCGCCGAAUUGAAAAGGUUCUUGAACAAUUUGAAAAGCCUACACCAAUUCAGGCUGCUUCAUGGCCGUACCUAUUUAAGGCAAACGACGUGAUUGGUGUUGCAGAGACAGGAUCUGGUAAGACACUUGGAUUUGGUGUGCCCGCUGUUGAUCACGUGAUUAAGUCUGGUAGUCGGGAUCUAAAGGUCCUUAUUGUUUCUCCCACCAGGGAGUUGGCAACACAGACAUACGAGAAUAUGGAAGAAUUGACUAAUGCCGUCGGUCUUCAUUGUGUUUGCAUCUAUGGAGGUGUGCCAAAAGAAGAGCAACGUAGAGAAGUUAGAAGAUCACAAUGUGUCAUCGCCACACCCGGACGUCUUCUAGAUCUCAUUCAAGAAGGCUCUGUUGAUCUCUCAAACGUGGAUUACUUGAUUCUAGAUGAGGCAGAUCGUAUGUUGGAGAAAGGUUUUGAGGAGGAUAUUAAGAGUAUUGUUGGACAAACAAGAUCCGACAGGCAAACACUUAUGUUCACGGCAACAUGGCCGAAAGAGGUCCGUGAACUCGCAUCGACAUUCAUGAACAAGCCGGUCAAAAUUUCCAUUGGAGAUACUGAUGAAUUGACGGCAAACAAGCACAUUAAGCAGAUUGUUGAGGUGAUAGAGCCAAUGGAGAAAAGAGGUAAACUAUUAGAGCUUCUUGAGAAGUAUUUGUCUGGAAGCAAGAGGCAUGAUCGUAUUUUGAUCUUUGCACUAUAUAAAAAGGAGGCUGCUCGUGUGGAGAGAGAUCUGAGAUAUCAUGGUUAUGAUGUAGCAGCGUUACACGGUGACUUGAGUCAGGCUCAACGUACAGAAGCUUUAGAGAAUUUCAAGAGUGGUCGUUGCAACUUGAUGUUAGCUACAGAUGUGGCUGCACGUGGCUUAGACAUCCCAAAUGUCAAGGUGGUCAUAAACUUGACCUUCCCUCUUACGGCUGAAGAUUACGUUCAUAGGAUCGGAAGGACUGGUAGAGCUGGACAUUCAGGAAUUGCGCAUACACUCUUCACAAAAGAAGAAAAGCAUCUCGCAGGUGCUUUAAUGAAUGUUCUCAGGGCUGCUGAUCAGCCUGUUCCGGAAGACCUUUUGAAAUUUGGAUCUUACACGAAGAAGAAAACUCACAGUGCUUAUGGUGCAUUUUACAAAGACGUUGAUAUGAGCAAGAAAGGAAAGAAAAUUAUGUUUAAUUGA
Molecule: messenger RNA, 1527 nt
Organism: Brettanomyces bruxellensis
Lineage: Eukaryota; Fungi; Ascomycota; Pichiomycetes; Pichiales; Pichiaceae
Gene: DBP3
Product: RNA-dependent ATPase
Exons: 1
Coding region: 1-1527 (508 amino acids)
Biological process (GO): rRNA processing
Cellular component (GO): nucleolus
Molecular function (GO): RNA binding; ATP binding; RNA helicase activity
Source: RefSeq, a predicted model, not a curated record